GACCGGAAGGUGGUUAAAGGCUGAUGGAAAACAAGCACAAACAUCACCCCUUUAGCAUCGUCGGCGACAUCCGGCACAUCUCAAAAGUUAGCGUCGAACAACCUUGGACGCAAACAAAUAUUACUUGAGAGGAUGGGCAGAGUGUCGAAUGUCCAUCUCCAAAAGUUUUCGUCUAACAUACCAACAACGCCGCACAUUUGUUUCAACUUUGUUCGGUCUCACAUUUUUUGCGUCUGUGUUGACGGUUUCCGCGUCCAACGUGUUACCAUGCCCCGUGCGACCUGACCGGAGCCGAUACGCAGAUACGGAGGGGAAAGUAGGGGGAAAGAGGCCUGCGCCAGUGGUAGAGAAGAUGCCGAGGAGGUGGAUACAAGAAAGGUCCUCUUCGGAGGACACACCAGCUUAAGCCAUCAUUGCGGACGAGGAGGCCCGACGUGGAGGUUUAGACAAUUGCUCUACAUUGCCCAGUACAGUAUACAGUGUACAUGACUACCGUCUACUACUACACGUCCCAGAGUGAUGAGGUAUAUGAAGGCUGCGCGGUGGUAGAAGGCUUGGGGU
This is a messenger RNA of Suillus subalutaceus, 561 nucleotides long. RefSeq lists its product as uncharacterized. The record is from RefSeq and is a predicted model, not a curated record. NCBI's taxonomy places the organism in Eukaryota, Fungi, Basidiomycota, Agaricomycetes, Boletales, Suillaceae. The coding region runs from base 149 to 406 and encodes 85 amino acids. The transcript is spliced from 2 exons.